UUGCAGUAUACUUUUAAAGCGGACGUUUGGGCCUACGGAGUUGUACUGUGGGAAUUGGCAACGCGUGGUCUGACGCCAUAUGCAGACCUUGAAUUCACUGAGAUACUUCGUUUGUUAAAGAGUGGUCAUCGUUUGAGCAAACCGAGAGGAUGCCCAGAUAUUUUAUACCACCAAGUGAUGCUUGUCUGCUGGAUGGAAGAUCCACAGCGACGACCAACGUUCUUCGAGCUAACGGAGAUGAUGGAAGAUGUUGUGGAACAGCUGCGGCGUGGAGUUCCCGGCAGUGCUUUGCUCAACAGCCACUACGAACGCGUCUCACCACGCUCAUCCGCCACAACACCCAUUUCAUACUCGAAAUUGAAUGUUUCGGGCCCGGCUGUCACGGACUUAUAA
Gongylonema pulchrum is the source of this 393-nucleotide messenger RNA. The record is from the annotation of a GenBank genome assembly. NCBI's taxonomy places the organism in Eukaryota, Metazoa, Nematoda, Chromadorea, Rhabditida, Gongylonematidae.